This is a messenger RNA of Chaetomium strumarium, 1932 nucleotides long. Its product is annotated as 2-oxoacid dehydrogenases acyltransferase-domain-containing protein. The record is from RefSeq and is a predicted model, not a curated record. Gene Ontology annotation, molecular function: acetyltransferase activity; lipoic acid binding. Gene Ontology annotation, cellular component: cytoplasm; mitochondrion. The transcript is spliced from 2 exons. Bases 263 to 1813 code for a protein of 516 amino acids. Lineage: Eukaryota; Fungi; Ascomycota; Sordariomycetes; Sordariales; Chaetomiaceae.
GGUGCUUCUGCAUCAUUGGCUAGCGCCAACUGCCCUGCCAGGGCUGGAAGUGCUCGGCUCACUCGGUUAUCCACGGGGAUUGUGUGCCCCUGGACUGCUCGGCUUUCCAACGUCAUCUAGCAGGGCCAUAAGCCGCAGCAAGCCAUGGCCCCAAAACCCGCGCCGUGGUUCUCGAGAAACCCGCGCGCGGGGAACAAGUUGUGAGAUGAAUGUGAUUGUUUUGCUACAUCGACGUUGGUGAUAUUCGCUGUCUUUUUUCGAUAUGUUUUGGAGCCGCAGUUCUUGCGCGGUGCGCCAGCAAUGGCGCCUCUACAGAGGUCUACUUCGGCGGUCUGUGUCCGCGUCGUUAUCACCGCUGUCAGGGCCAAUGGUACGGGCUUUCCAUGCAGCGAGGCCUCUCUUUGCUAUCAAGCCAGUGUUGCUCGCUGAUAUUGGAGAAGGUAUCGUCGAGUGCGAGAUCAUCCAAUGGUUCGUCGAGCCAGGAGCGCGUGUUGAGGAGUUCUCGCCGCUCUGCGAGGUCCAGAGUGACAAGGCAUCCGUCGAGAUUACCAGCCGCUUUGCCGGCGUGGUCAAGAAGCUAUACUACGACGCCGGCGAAAUGGCCAAGGUCGGGAAGCCAUUUGUCGACAUUGACAUCCAGGGAGAUGCCAAGGAGGAGGAUCUGGGGGCCCUGACGCAGCCCGAGGUUCCAAAGAAUGACGCGCAGUCCAAGCCUGUUCAGGCGCCUGUGCGUCCCUCGACCGAGGAGACGGCAGCCGCGCAAGUGGCUGUCUUGACAGAGCACGAGUCGCAAAGCACACCAAAGGUGAAGGGAACGCAUGCCACGCUUGCGACGCCGGCGGUCAGACACCUGUCGAAAGAGCUCAAGGUGGAUAUUUCAGAGAUAGAUGGCACGGGCAGGGACGGACGGGUUCUGAAGGAAGACAUUUACAAGUUUGUUCAAAGGAGAGACGCAGCACCCGCACAAACGCCGUCUCCGCAAUCUACCUCUGCGGCAACCGAUACGGGCACUCUCUCUUCGCCCCAGGCGGUGGCGGCCGGGCCGCAGCAGGAAACACCAAUUCCUCUCACAAGGACGCAAGAGAUGAUGUUCAAGUCGAUGACCCGAUCGCUCAGCAUACCACACUUCCUGUAUGCCGACGAGGUAGAUUUCACCUCCCUCGUCGAGCUCCGAGGGCGACUCAACAACGUUCUGUCCAAGACCGGUAUGAGUGACGGCCAGGUCAGCAAGCUGUCGUACCUCCCGUUCAUCAUCAAGGCCGUGUCCAUGGCACUCUACAAGUACCCAAUCCUCAACGCCCGCGUCGACGUCGAAAAUGCAAACAGCGGCAAUGGCAACGGCAACGGCAAACCGAUGCUCGUCCUCCGCAGCCAACACAACAUCGGCGUGGCCAUGGACACGCCAUUGGGGCUCCUGGUGCCCGUCAUCAAGAACGUCGGCAGUCUCAACGUCCUUGGGAUAGCAGCCGAGCUGGGCAGACUACAGGGCCUGGCCGUGGCUGGGAAGCUCUCGCCGCAGGAUAUGUCCGGGGGCACCAUCACGGUCAGCAACAUUGGCAAUAUCGGGGGCACGUACCUAUCGCCGGUGGUGGUGGAGCGCGAGGUGGCGAUCCUGGGUAUCGGCCGCAUGCGCACCGUUCCGGCCUUCUCUACGGUGCCGGGCGAGGAGGAUAGGGUGGUGCGGCGGCAGGUUUGCAAUUUCAGCUGGAGUGCCGACCACAGAGUCGUGGACGGAGCGACGAUGGCCCGAGCUGCCGAGGUUGUGCGCGCGAUCGUGGAGGAGCCGGAUGUCAUGGUCAUGCACCUGCGCUGAGAGUGAGCAAAGGUCGUACCCGCAGUUGGGCACCAGCGGGAGGGGAUCAAGUGGAAGGAUCGUGGUGGUAAUACUUCCUUUUUCAAUUCAUCCGGCCGUCUUUCCCGCACUCGCUCGCU